UCAUAAAAACGCCACAGUGGCUGUCAUGUGACUGUUCAUCUUUAGGAAAAGUAAUUUUCCUUUGCCGUCUGGUAGGCUUUUUGAUAAAGACUAUUUGAGUCACAUAGAGAGACCUUUUAAUCGAUAAAUAGUGAAAAUGUUACUAGUUUUGUCAGAGGAAUAUAAAGAACAUCUGGCUUUCCUGCCUCAGGUGGAUCCUGCAGUGGUGUUUGAGUUCGGGCGGAUAGCAGUGGAGUUUUUGAAGAGAGGAAUAAACUCAAAAGUCUACGACGGAGCAGCAAGAAAGCUUGGUUUUCCUAUCACAACCGUGCAGCAUGGAGUAGAAGGCCUAAUGUUUCUGUUGACUGAAAGUUCUAAACUUAUGAUUACAGAUAUUGAUUUCAAGGACUCUGUGAUGGUUUUGGGUUUCAGUACAGAGCUAAACAAAAUCCUUUUACAGCUCUAUGUGGAGAACCAGACUACGAUCCGCAGCACACUCACUCAGCUGGCGCCAAGUCUGCCUUCUUACCAUAACUUAGAAUGGAGGCUGGAUGUACAGGUUGGUACAACAUAUAUGAAUGCAACUCAGCCUCAAUCUGUAUGCUUGCAAACAUGAUAUCUACUACUUGUAUCAGCUGGAACCAGUGAGAACAGGAGGUGCUGUUUACAGACCAACCCCUCAACACUCCUUCACCUAAUCGCAGUGCUGGAAGCUGCACUGGCUUCAAUGAAAAACAACCAUGCACGCCGCAUCCUGCGCAACAUUAAAUGAAUACCUCGAUUUUUUUGUUUUUUUCUACAACCUUAUGAUCAUUUCUAUUGCUAGACUGAAACACCCUGUUCUUUAUAGCACACAACUCUAUUUUGAAACAAGAACGUUGUUGCUUUUGAUACUGCAUUAAUUUGUGUAUUGUUAUUAAACAUAUAUUGCCACUUUGUUUUUUACAUAUUGUAAUCAGCUCAUCAAGAUUCCUGUUAUGUAAUCUGCAUUGUGCCACUUAGAAUUUAUUAUUGAACUGUGUUUAUUGCCCAUAUUAACCAAUUGUAUUGUUAUGCACAUAAUCUAUAAUAUUAAUAAAUAAAUUAUUAAGACCCCUUGAGAUAAGGAGAAAAUCAAAUGCUUGGUGUAGUUCUCCCAUCAUCAAAUAACAGGCCCUUUCAUUUUAUUGUGAAAAUAUAAGAACUGUCAUGUUAGUGGUAGUGUGAGUGUGUAUGGAUGCUCAGAGCCUAAAGAUUUGCCGUCAUUAAAGUAAAAAAUAAUUCUAACAGACAAUUCAGAAGGAGAAUGUCCAGUUGUCCAUUUUGCAACCAGACAACUAAGAAUAAAUCUACCUGCUGUGACUUAAA
Messenger RNA from Gadus macrocephalus (Pacific cod), 1326 nucleotides. RefSeq names its product COMM domain containing 2 (gene commd2). The record is from RefSeq and is a predicted model, not a curated record. The transcript is spliced from 6 exons. Lineage: Eukaryota; Metazoa; Chordata; Actinopteri; Gadiformes; Gadidae.